This is a messenger RNA of Colius striatus (speckled mousebird), 2161 nucleotides long. Its product is annotated as dimethylaniline monooxygenase [N-oxide-forming] 4. The record is from RefSeq and is a predicted model, not a curated record. The transcript has 9 exons. Lineage: Eukaryota; Metazoa; Chordata; Aves; Coliiformes; Coliidae. The coding region runs from base 76 to 1713 and encodes 545 amino acids. Gene Ontology annotation, molecular function: flavin adenine dinucleotide binding; N,N-dimethylaniline monooxygenase activity; NADP binding.
AAGUCUGAGCAGCGAAGGCACAGCACUGUCCCAAAAGUUGCUCGCUCGCUGGCGUGUUGCCUGCUGCAGGACAGCAUGGUGCGGCGCGUGGCUGUUAUUGGGGCUGGGGUCGGCGGGUUGGUAUCUGUCAAGUGCUGUCUGGAUGAGGGGCUGGAGCCCACCUGCUUUGAGAGGAACGAGGACAUCGGGGGGCUCUGGUGCUACACGGACUCUACAGAUGGUGAGAGGAUCAGUGUGUACCGCUCAGUCAUCACCAACACCUCCAAGGAGAUGUCCUGCUUCAGCGACUUCCCUUACCCAGAGGAUUUUCCCAGUUACCUACCCCAUAACCUAGUCCUGAGGUACUUUAGGAUGUAUGCCCAGCACUUCGGCCUCCUGCAACACAUACGAUUCAAGACAACAGCUCUCAGUGUGAGGAAACGCCCAGACUUUGCCACCUCAGGUCAGUGGGAGGUGGUCACUGAGACUGAUGGCAUCCAAGAGUCUCACAUCUUCGACGCUGUCAUGGUUUGCACCGGCCAUUACCAGGAGAUGUACUUACCAUUGGCUUCUUUCCCAGGUAUCAAUACUCACUUCAAAGGCCAGUACCUCCACAGCCAGGCAUACAAAGACGCGGAGGCUUUCCGGGGAAAGCGUGUCCUUGUGAUCGGCAUUGGCAACACUGGUGGUGACCUCUCCGUGGAGCUGAGCCACGUGGCUGCAAAGGUGUUCCUCAGCUCCAGGAGCAGCACGUGGGUGUUAAGCCGGGUCUCGGACCAUGGCUUCCCCAUGGACAUGGUCAAUACCACCCGCUUCAACAGCUUUCUUGACUGGCUUCUCCCAUCAGCCAUCAUGAACAGGAUCAAGUUUCGGAAGUUCAAUUCAUGGUUUAACCACACAAACUAUGGCUUGGCUUCCACUAAAAACUCCAACUUCAAGGUAAUUGUCAACGAAGAGCUGCCAUUUUGCCUUCUCUCUGGAGCCAUUGUGUUGAAGCCAAAAGUGAAGGAGUUCACCGAAAACUCUGCUGUUUUCGAAGACGGGACGAUUGAAAACAUCGACGUGGUGCUGUUUGCCACAGGCUAUAUCUCCUCGUUUCCCUUCCUUGAAGAGUCAGUUCGCAGCCUCUUCAAGGACAACCGUUGGCUCUAUAAAUGCAUCUUCCCUCCCCAGCUGGAAAAGCCAACGCUGGCCAUCAUCGGCUUAAUCCAGCUGACAGGCUCUGUGAUGGUGGGAACAGAAAUGCAGGCUCGCUGGGUGGCAGGAAUCUUUGCAGGCUGGAACAAGCUCCCUCCCACCAGCAGGAUGAUGGCUGAUGUUUUGAAGAGGAAGCCACCAGUCAAAAGGAAUCCACCUGAGAGGGAGAACUUGAAGAUGAGUUUUAUCAGCUACACCAGUGAAAUUGCUUCAUGUGCUGGUGUAAAGCCAAGCAUGUUGAGGUUGCUCCUAACAGACCCCCGUCUGGCCCUGGCUGUCUUCUUCGGCCCCUGCACCCCCUACCAGUAUCGACUGAUGGGACGGGGAAAGUGGAGCGGGGCCAGAGAUGCUAUCUUGACUCAGUGGCAGCGGACACUGAAGCCCUUGAGAACUCGGAUGGUGGAUGACUUCUCUGACAGCUCCUCUGGCUGGUGUUGGAUGUGCCUCUUGGUCCUGCCAGCAGCUCUCAUGGCAGGUUUCCUCCUUUCUAAAUACCACCAGCCAGGAUGGAGCCUCCAGACAGGUCCCCAGCUGUAGAAGAAACCUGGUGAGACCCAGAUGUGGGUGAGUUGGGGACAAUGUGAAGCUGUGCCACUGCUGGCUGCUGUCACUGGGGCUGGAGCUGUCCCAACACAAGCAGGAACCUGGACCUGGUGCCCAGACCUCCGCCAAUGUUUCACACCCACAAAGGGCUGUAUGGACACUUUACCCCAAACCUGCUGAAGUCUGUGCCCGCGUUGCGCCAGUACCAGGACAGGUCUCUAGAGGGCUUCUGGGAAGAGCCAUUUGGGAACAAUCUGGUGUUCAUGGAGCUAGCCUUCCUCCUCCCACUGCUCGCCCAAAGCUUCCUCCUUUAAAGUUCAUCAAGAACCUCAACACCUGGAGAUUUUCUGAAACGCUGAACUAUAGAGUUCUUUAUAUUUGUCUGGUAACUUUUGGGGCGUGAAGCAGGGAGCCACAAAUAAACCUCACACAUUUGGUUUUC